GCACCGCAGCAUAUACCAUAGAGAUUUCGGUGCUUGCCUUAAUCAUCGGUCAGUAAAACAAUUCAAUUUUCAAAUGUUAUCACGAGCCGUUUCUCUUUUGUAAAAAAUAAAUAAAAAGGCACGCAAAAAGCUUGUGGGUGGGCAAAUUGAAGGACCACUUUCUAAAAAAUGAGACCAACCCAAGGGCUAACCCUCGUUGCCUUUUCUUUAUAGGAGAAACUCCGUAAGCACCACGCGUCCGUGCCGGGACUCGAACUCGGGUGGGCUGGCAGCAACCUCAGCUGCCCAGGCAACGGGUCGACACUGUGAAGAACUAGUCUUAAUUUGCAGCAUACUCUUGAUGUGGAAAUCGGUAGUUUUGCAUGAUAAGAAAAUUGUGCUUCUACAUGUGAGCAGCACUUGAGCGCCUAAGUUCUUUCCUGAUGCAAAGUACAUACUUCAUGAACACAUAGGCCUGCCCCUAUAAAUAGAGCCAUACACCAAACAUUCAUCUCACACAUUUCCAAAGCAAAACCUAGCCAGGACCAAAAUCUCCUCUAGCAAUCCACUAGAUAACAUAAUAACAGUACCAGCCAUGGCUAAGGCACAUGCAUUGUCUGCAGCAUUAUUGCUUGUCAUGUCAGUGUCCCUCUCCGCACUAGGGGGUGUUCAUGGCAUUUGCGGCAUGUCGAAUGAUGAAUUCAAGCUUUGCCGGCCCGCGGCAGCAGUGAAUAACCCGACAGACAGUCCGUCGGCUGAUUGUUGUGCUGCGCUUGGGAAGGCCAACCUAUCAUGCAUCUGCCGGUACAAAGGCAUCGCCGGCAUAUGUCUGAGAAAGUACCACAUCGACGCAAAGCGCGCUUUGGCCCUGCCCGGCAAGUGCGGUCUCACCAUGCCCAACAACUGCGCGUGAUGAUCGGAUGUACUACCCAUAUAAGCAUCUAGGAGUCGGUUGCUCUACAUCUGCAUCGACACUUAUAUAUGACUAAAUAAGUGGUGGAGCACUUGGAAAAGCAUUGUGCUACUCGGUCUUAUUGUUAUUUUGUGAUUUCAAAGUGGGAUUAUCUCAUUAAGCUCUUGAUAAAAUAGUAUAUGCAUGUUAUACUAGAAGUGCAAGGAUGGCAAACGUGCCUUGUAUGUUAUUCCCAUGAAUUUAAUAUCUUAUAGUGAUGUCGUUCGUGUCAAAAAGUUGCAUGUUUUCUAGUGAACAA
Molecule: messenger RNA, 1190 nt
Organism: Triticum urartu
Lineage: Eukaryota; Viridiplantae; Streptophyta; Magnoliopsida; Poales; Poaceae
Source: RefSeq, a predicted model, not a curated record